Messenger RNA from Boleophthalmus pectinirostris (great blue-spotted mudskipper), 1524 nucleotides. RefSeq names its product T-box transcription factor 18 (gene tbx18). Gene Ontology annotation, cellular component: nucleus. The record is from RefSeq and is a predicted model, not a curated record. Gene Ontology annotation, biological process: morphogenesis of embryonic epithelium; regulation of transcription by RNA polymerase II; positive regulation of DNA-templated transcription. Gene Ontology annotation, molecular function: DNA-binding transcription factor activity, RNA polymerase II-specific; RNA polymerase II cis-regulatory region sequence-specific DNA binding. NCBI's taxonomy places the organism in Eukaryota, Metazoa, Chordata, Actinopteri, Gobiiformes, Gobiidae.
AUGGCAGAGAAGCGGCGCUCCCCGUGCGCGCUCAGCGUCAAGGCGCACGCUUUCUCGGUGGAAUCGCUGAUCGGGGCCGAGAAAAGGCGCAGAACCAGCGGAGAGGAGGUUUUGACCCCGGGUUACGAGGACCGCACCGAUGUGUGCGACCUGAGCCGGAGCCCGCGCGCGCCCAGAGCGUGUGUCAGCGAGAGGGGCAGUGAGGAGUGCAGCGACGGCUCCCCCGAGAGCGACGACGUGCUGCUGGAGAGUCCGCAGCCGGGGCUCCUGUGCUCGGGGCCGGGGACAGUCUCCACCGGCGGCGGCGCAGAGGAGACUCGGGUCGACCUGCAGGGCUCCGACCUCUGGAAACGGUUCCACGAGAUCGGCACGGAGAUGAUCAUCACUAAAGCGGGACGGAGGAUGUUCCCUGCCAUGCGCGUAAAGAUAACAGGUUUGGACCCACACCAGCAGUACUACAUCGCCAUGGACAUAAUCCCCGUGGACAACAAACGCUACAGGUACGUGUAUCACAGCUCCAAGUGGAUGGUGGCGGGGAACGCGGACUCGCCGGUGCCCCCGCGCGUCUACAUCCACCCGGACUCGCCCGCCUCCGGAGAGACCUGGAUGAGGCAGGUGGUCAGCUUCGACAAACUCAAACUGACCAACAACGAGCUCGACGACCAAGGACAUAUCAUUCUCCACUCGAUGCACAAGUACCAGCCGCGCGUUCACGUGAUCCGGAAGGAGUGUGGAGAGGAGCUGUCCCCGGUGCGAGCCGUCCCCAGCGGAGACGGGACGCGAACCUUCUCCUUCCCCGAGACCGUCUUCACCACCGUCACAGCCUAUCAGAACCAGCAGAUCACGCGUUUGAAAAUCGACAGAAAUCCAUUCGCCAAAGGUUUCCGAGACUCUGGCAGGAACCGGAUGGGUCUGGAGGCUCUGGUAGAGUCGUAUGCUUUCUGGCGUCCAUCUUUGAGAACUCUGACGUUUGAGGACAUCCCAGGCAUGGCCAAACAAGGAGUCCCAGGCGCUCACGGAGGUGUGGUGCCCACCUCUCCCUGCUCCUCCCCGUUCCAGGUGUGCCCCCUCAGCCCCCCUGACUACACCUGCGCCCGCCCCACCCACCCCCUCCACCGCUACGGCAACGGCCCCGACCCCUUCCCGUCUCCUCGGGGCCCCGCCACUUUCGACGCCGAAGGUUUUUGUUCUCUUCCUCUUCCUACGUCCCAGCUCGGAUACCUGUCCAACCCCUCCCCCCAGAGCUACGCCAGCCUCCGCCUCCACAGCCCGCCCUACAGCCUCUACGGUUACACAUUCCCUCCCUCUCCGCGCCUGGCAGCCAGUCCAGACAAAAUGUCCGCCGCAGCCACAGUAAACCACACCAGCCCUUUCAUCGGUUCAUCUCCGAGCGGGACCCUGACGGACAGUAUUAGCGUUUUGAGCGGGGGACAGCAAGGAUUUCUGUUUGAUUCUCGGACUUUGGGACUGGCCACUAGCUCACCGGGAGCAGCCACGUCACAGGUCACGGCCCACAUGAGCUGA